AUGACCCAUAAAGUGCACGAAUCGCAGAUUACUCUAGCAUCGAGAAAUGUGUGUCCGAGUCGAGCAGUACCUCUGAGCACCCGUCAGAUUUUCGCAUUCUCAACAAUCCUUGCAAUUUACUCAUUCGUCUAUUUGAUAUAUGCUCAACAUCAUGCUCUAUUGUUCUAUGUCAUGACGGGAGUGAUUGUCACUUACAUUUUAUUCGUUUAUAUUUCGGGUAUUGCCGCCGUUUUGUAUAUGGUCGUUUACGAUUAUGAUAUUGAUGAGAAGAUUCCCGGUGAGAAGUACGACAUCGAAGAAUCGGCGAUGUGA
Caenorhabditis bovis is the source of this 312-nucleotide messenger RNA. The record is from the annotation of a GenBank genome assembly. NCBI's taxonomy places the organism in Eukaryota, Metazoa, Nematoda, Chromadorea, Rhabditida, Rhabditidae.